This is a messenger RNA of Vombatus ursinus (common wombat), 1159 nucleotides long. Its product is annotated as serine/threonine-protein phosphatase 6 regulatory subunit 3-like. Lineage: Eukaryota; Metazoa; Chordata; Mammalia; Diprotodontia; Vombatidae. The transcript has 7 exons. The coding region runs from base 272 to 958 and encodes 228 amino acids. The record is from RefSeq and is a predicted model, not a curated record. Gene Ontology annotation, cellular component: nucleus; cytosol. Gene Ontology annotation, molecular function: protein phosphatase binding; protein phosphatase regulator activity.
ACCCUGUGUCCCUGUGUCUUCGCCCCUGCUAAUCUGCUAAUGCAGUAAAUUGGAAGAUCGCUGUUCCCAGGAUACCCUGUAAUGGGCAAGGAGCCACAGAGAAGAACGUUUUUCUUUUAGUUUUUAAGCUUUGGUUUGAAAGGGACCUGGGCUCCUGUUGAAAAGUGACGGAAUAAACUGAACUCUGCACCUGGCCCCGGCCGAGAGAGACAGAGACAGACGCCCUAAUGGCAGCUCGCCCGGGAGGGAGUUUCUGAGAGAACUCAGGGACAUGUUUGCAGUAACCAGCAUGUUUUGGAAAUUUGAUCUUCACUCAUCAUCCCACAUAGACACACUUCUAGAGAGAGAAGAUGUAACAUUGAAGGAGUUAAUGGAUGAGGAAGAUGUUUUGCAAGAAUGUAAAGCUCAGAACCGCAAACUUAUUGAGUUUCUGUUAAAAGCAGAAUGCCUUGAAGAUUUAGUCUCAUUCAUUAUAGAAGAACCACCUCAAGAUAUGGAUGAAAAAAUCAGAUACAAGUACCCAAAUAUAGCUUGUGAAUUGCUCACUUCUGAUGUCUCUCAGAUGAACGAUCGAUUGGGAGAAGAUGAAUCUUUGCUAAUGAAACUGUAUAGCUUCCUCCUCAACGAUUCCCCUUUGAACCCUUUACUUGCCAGUUUCUUCAGCAAGGUGCUAAGUAUUCUCAUUAGCCGAAAACCAGAACAGAUUGUGGAUUUCUUAAAGAAGAAGCAUGAUUUCGUAGACCUCAUCAUAAAACACAUAGGAACUUCUGCUAUCAUGGAUUUAUUGCUCAGGCUACUGACUUGUAUUGAACCUCCCCAGCCCAGGCAAGAUGUGUUGAAUUGGUUAAAUGAGGAGAAAAUCAUCCAGAGGCUUGUGGGAAUAGUUCAUCCGUCUCAAGAAGAAGAUGAUCAUUGUGAUUAUUGCCUCUGGGAAGAGUUCACUGUCAGAGAGCGAUGAGGCCCACCAAGAGGUGCCAGGACUCCAGCCCGAAUGAGGGAAUAACUUGGAGAUCAUUUGCUGGAUGUUUUUGAGCAGAACAAAUUGAUUGUUCACCAGACCAGUGAGUAAAAUGCCGGGUCCUGGAAAGUGUCCAAGGAGAGGCCCGGCUCCCCAAGGCAUGGCCCUGCGGCGUCAGCGCCAAGCCCCUGACCAGGCUGC